This is a messenger RNA of Anarrhichthys ocellatus (wolf-eel), 2841 nucleotides long. RefSeq names its product RNA binding motif protein 28 (gene rbm28). The coding region runs from base 244 to 2577 and encodes 777 amino acids. The record is from RefSeq and is a predicted model, not a curated record. Gene Ontology annotation, cellular component: nucleolus. The transcript is spliced from 20 exons. Lineage: Eukaryota; Metazoa; Chordata; Actinopteri; Perciformes; Anarhichadidae. Gene Ontology annotation, molecular function: mRNA binding.
GAGACCAUUUCCGUUUAGAUUCCAAGAUGGCUGCCCACAUAUGUAAACAUGCGAUAUAAUCCGCUAGCUGUUGGUGUUAAAGUUUAGCAGUUCUGUAGCAUGUAUUCAUCCAGCCGAUUCGUGUGAUACCGAAUGCUUGGAUAUUAACACCCAAUGCGGGAUUGUUGACUUACAGACAUCCGUGUGUGAGUUAUAACCGAGCCAGAAAGGCGAUACUUAGCGCGCUAACAGCUAACGUUAGCCAUGCAGCAGAAAGCCAUGCCUGCACGGACCUUAUUCGUUAGCUCCCUGCCAGCUUCGGCUUCAAAUGAAGGGCUCGAGCAAAUAUUCUCUGAAAUUGGUCCAGUAAAGCAAUGCUUCGUGGUCAGCGAGAAAGGCACAGAAAAAUGUCGAGGAUUUGGCUAUGUCACAUAUGCCAUGGAGGAAGAUGCACAGCGAGCAUUGAAAGAAGUAAAGGAAUACGACGGACGAAAGCUUUCUGUGACGGUAGCGAAGAAGAAAAUUAACGUUAAAGACAAAAGGAAAACAGCACCUGAAGCGCCUGCUGCUGCUGCAGCACCAAAAGAAAACGAGCAGAAAAACAAAGGCUUCAGGAAAAACAGUCUGAAAGCUCGACUCAUCAUAAGAAACUUGAGUUUUAAGUGCUCAGAAGAUGACCUGAAACAAAUUUUAUCUAAGUUUGGAACAGUUCUUGAGGCCAAAAUUCCCCUCAAACCAGAUGGAAAGAUGCGCGGAUUUGCAUUUGUCCUUUUCAAAAAUGUGUCUGAGGCAGGGAAAGCGCUUACUGCUCUGAACCUCAAGGAGAUAAAAGGUCGGCAGGUAGCAAUUGACUGGGCUGUGCCUAAGGACAAGUAUAUUGCCACACAGCCGCCACCCAGUGCAGUAGGAAAUAAGAUUACAGAAGCAACUACAAAAAAGUCGGACACAAAGAGUGACACUGAAGACGAGGAUGAAGAAAAGCCACAAGCAGCACCUGAAAGGAAAAGAGUCCCUUCCAAACCAUCUGUGAAGCAGGUGGAAGAAUCCCAGUCAGAUGAUGAUGAUGAUGAUGAUGAUGAUGAUGCUAGCGAGGAACAAGACAGUGAGGAGGAGGAGGAGGAGGAGGAGGAGGAUGACGAGGAUGACGAGGAUGAAGACGAGAAAGAGGACGAUGCUGUGUCCCAGGAACAGGAUGACGGCAGUGACGACGAUAAGAGUAGCCUUGAUUCAGAGGAUGAGGAUGAAGAUGAAGAUGAAGAUGAAGAAGAAGAUAAAUCAGCUAAGAAGAAAGCCUCAAAUAAACUUCUCCCUUCAGAUGUGAAAGAGGGCAGAACAAUUUUCAUCAGGAACCUCUCCUUUGAUACGGAGGAAGACAGUCUGGAGGAAGUUCUGCUGAAGUACGGAGAGACUCACUACAUUAAGAUUGUUAUCCACGCAGACACGGGACAUUCAAAAGGUUGUGCAUUUGUUCAGUUCAAGACUAAAGAGGCUGCAGACAAAUGCUUAUUAGCAGCAGAGGAUGAGGCGGAGAACGGUGGCAUCCGUCUAGACGGCAGGAAGCUGUUGAUCGUGACAGCCGUGACCAGAGACGAUGCUUCCAAGCUGAAAGUGGACAAGGUGAAAGUGGAAACGGGCACCAGGAACCUGUAUCUGGCCAGAGAGGGAUUGAUCCGGGCUGGAACCAAAGCUGCAGAGGGUGUACCUGAAGCAGACAUGACCAAAAGAACCAGAUUUGAAGAAAUAAAGAGGACCAAGCUUCGGGCCAUAAAUGUGUUUGUGUCAAAGACUCGCCUGUGUGUCCAUAACCUGCCCAAGUCAGUGGACAAUACAAAACUAAAGGCCCUCUGCCUCCAAGCAGUAAAAGGAGGCAAGGGAGUCCGCAUCACAGAGUGCCGGGUGAUGUAUGACAAGAGGCCAGAGAAGGGUCAGGUGGUGGGACAGUCGUUGGGUUAUGGCUUUGUCCAGUUCCAGACCCAUGAACAUGCUCUCAGCACACUUCGUUACCUGAACAACAACCCUGACAUCUUCGGCUCACACAAGAGACCUAUUGUUGAGUUCUCCCUGGAGGAUUCAAGGAAACUCAAAAUAAAAGAAAUGCGUCAUCAAAAAAACAAGGAACAACAUCUGACUUUUAAAAGAGGACCAAAGCCUCAACCGCAGACAGCCGGAGAUGGAAAAGGGCCGAGGAAAGGUGGAAACGAGAGAGCUCCUGUUCAAACCGAGAAGCAACCCGGAGGCCAUUUAGGCUUCCAGACCAACCCCGAGGUCGAGCACGUAGAUCUGCAGAACGGACAGAAACGAAGGAAGACUCUAAACUUUCCCUCCCAUCGGGGGCCUAAGAUCAGAAUGCGUGACAAGGGAAAGCAACAGGCUCCGCCUCCCAAAAAAGCAAAGCCUGGAUCCAACAGGAAGGACCGUCAACGACAACAGAUGGAAAAGCCCACACAACGCGCCAACCAGGUUAAACCCACAAAGAAGAAUUUCAAGAGAGGGGGCGGGGACCGUUUUGACAGCCUGGUGGAGCAGUACAAGAAGAAACUGAUGGGCAACAGUGACAACAGCACCAAUGUCAGAAGAAACAAGUGGUUUGAUAGUUAAUGCAGUGUUUGUUUGUUUGUUUGUUUGUUUGUUUGUUUGUUUGUUUGUUUGUUUAAGAGAGAGAGAGACAAUGUGUUUGGAUCUUUAGUGUUUAAGGCUACCACGACAGAACUCCUCUACAAUUGGCAUCCUGAGGUUUUAAAAUAAGUACAGUGGUUCUCACAAAGUCAUUUUGUGGCUAAUUGUACAGUAUAUGAAGCUUCAUGUGUGAAACUGUACGGUUCCCUAACGUCCUUCAUCCUCCUCCUGCUUUUCUGUAAUCCA